GCCUAUGGAACAAAUAUAUUAAGUCUAUGGUUGACACGGGACAGCCGGAAGUUCCUACACGGAAUGGUGUCCGGCGAUAUAACGUACUCCCUCGAAGCCACGUUCCGCCCUCCACGGUAUUCCCGCGGGCGCUCGUGGCCGUCGCUUGGUCCGGGCCAGGGCCGGCUUCGAACCAGUCUCCUUGCCAUGGCGAGCAGCGCUAGUCUGAUGGCGGCACAUCGCGAGGGACAAACCCGAGCCGCCGGCGACGCCCUCCCUGACAGCGCCCGUAUCUCAGCCGCUUGCUCCUGGGAGUGCCGGACGGACCUGGCGAGUGUCCUGCGGCUCGUCCCGGAGGGGGAAUUGGGCGCCUGGGAGGCGGUGGGACCCCCGCAGAACGGUGAGGACAGUGUGGUUCUUGAAGGCCGAUUCAAUAAUGACAGCAUUGCCCCAUGUUUACUGUACUUGCAUUGUGAUGCCCAUGGAUCUGAAGAAAUUAUCGGUCUUGGCGUUGUGAGUGAAGCACGAAAUAUGGAAGUCUACAUAGGAGAAGAAUACUGUAGAACUGCAAAGGGAGAAAAAAUCUUCACUACUGAGCAUGAUAGGUCAGAACACUCUCCAGAAGAGAAUUCAGUUGUGAAAGAAGAAGAACAAGCAAAGGGAAAGGGGAUGGGACAUAUUACUGGACAGGGAAACAAACAACCUCCAGACUUUGCAUCCAUCAAAAACAACCCUAUUAUGUUGUACAAAAAGUAUCUAAAAUUGGAUUGCUCCACAGCCUCUUGUAAGAUAAAGCUACUCUCCAUCGGUGAAAAACAGAGAGUGCUCAUCAGUAAAAUAUUAGUACAAGUCAAAACAGUUACUAUGAAAUCUGUGUCAGACUUUGCUGCUCUGGGAUCAGGAAUAGACAUACGCAAAGUUCAAACUAUAGUGGAAUCUGUGGGAUCAAAGUUAUCGCCUGGGGCUCAACAGCUCAUGGAUAUGGUUCGGUUUCAACAGAAGAAUGGACAUGCUUAUGGAGAGAAGUUACAAAAUAUCUUUGGAAGAAAUGGAUAUAUGCUUGGAAGCAAUCAUACUGUUGAUGGAUCGAAAGAAGUAACUGAUCUUGGAGGACUGGGUCAUUUGCACAAUGGGCCUUCUCUUCUGAAAGCUACAUUGAUGGCUGAAAAGGUUGCAGAAGACAUGAACAUCAAUAGGAACAGGCAGGUUGCAAGUACGGGAAAUAUUUCUGAGUGUCCAGGACUUCAGGCUCCAAAGCCCAGUGAUAUAGUUUCCCAAAAUGAUUUUAGAGGGUUGGUAUCAUCAUUUUUACAAGAGCAAGGAAAUGAAAACCCUGAUAUUCCCAAUGGCACUCGGCUGCUUCCACUUCUUCAAACAGUAUGUGGUCAAGUGAAUCGUCUACGACUAGAUGAAAGGAACAAACACUGUGAGAAUAACUCUGUAUCUGAAGAUUGUAUUCAUACCGUUGGUCUAGAGCAGCAGCCUGUUUACAUGUACUUGGAAAAACUCAUCUCUAAAAACAUGGAACUGAUGGAGAAGAGAUUAAUGGACUAUAUUGAUGUGCGUAUGCAGAAACUUCAGGAACAUGUAGAUAAUAAAAUUGCUGCAGUAAAGGAUUUGGUUCAGGAUUGCAAUAAUGUGUUACCAGAAAAUGGGGAUCUGAGAGAAGGACACUUGACUGGCAAGAGGUAGGCAUUUAAAAAAAAAA
Pogona vitticeps (central bearded dragon) is the source of this 1687-nucleotide messenger RNA. It is a transcript of the gene C3H10orf88, whose product is annotated as chromosome 3 C10orf88 homolog. NCBI's taxonomy places the organism in Eukaryota, Metazoa, Chordata, Lepidosauria, Squamata, Agamidae. The record is from RefSeq and is a predicted model, not a curated record.